This is a messenger RNA of Fundulus heteroclitus (mummichog), 3289 nucleotides long. RefSeq names its product bone morphogenetic protein receptor type-1A-like. Gene Ontology annotation, molecular function: transforming growth factor beta receptor activity, type I; SMAD binding; ATP binding. Lineage: Eukaryota; Metazoa; Chordata; Actinopteri; Cyprinodontiformes; Fundulidae. Gene Ontology annotation, cellular component: signaling receptor complex; plasma membrane. The transcript has 11 exons. The record is from RefSeq and is a predicted model, not a curated record. Gene Ontology annotation, biological process: dorsal/ventral pattern formation; BMP signaling pathway; cellular response to growth factor stimulus. The coding region runs from base 473 to 2050 and encodes 525 amino acids.
ACGGUUCUGGACCAUCAGAACCGCUGUCAGCAGAAGAAAAGCCCGUUUGGAUCAGAGCAGCAGGAGUUUAGCUCCGUUCUGGAAGCUCUGAAGGCUUCUAGAAGGUCAGUGGACCAUCUGGACCCGUUGGGUUUGGUCUGCAGAACCUGGAAGUUCUGGUUGGAGUGGACCGACUCCAGCUGCUGCUGAACAUGUACUGGUUCUGGAUCCGACCCGUUUGCUGAAUCAGAACUUUCAGUAAAAUAUUAGAGCUUCAGCUUUUAUUAACUCUGAUGUUUGUCUCCCUGUUCCAGGCGUUUGGACCUUCAGAACCAGUGAGACCCAGGAGAACCUGAUGUUCUGAUUGCUUCUGGACCUCCUCGUUUCUUCUUGGACCUUCUCUGCUGCUUCAUCAGAACCGCUGCUGGUUCUGCUGUGGACCCACGACUCUCUGAAGCUGCUGUGCUGUUCUGGACCCGGUUCUGGCUGCAGGAUGGCGGUUCUGUCCAGUUUGGCCGUGAUGGUUGCUGCUGUCCUGCUGGUUCUAAGAACCGACGCUGCAGGUCAGAACCCGGACCACGUUCUGCAGGGUACCGGUGUGAAUCCUGAGGCCCGGCGUCCCGGAGAGGACUCCACCAUCGCCCCCGAGGAUCUGCCUCGGUUCCUCAGCUGCUUCUGCUCUGGACACUGUCCUGACGACGCCACCAACAACACCUGCCAGACCAACGGUCAGUGCUUCGCCAUCAUCGAGGAAGACGAGCAUGGAGAAGUUCAGCUCACCUCCGGCUGCAUGAAGUACGAAGGCUCCCACUUCCAGUGCAAGGACUCUCCCAACGCUCAGACCAGGAGGACCAUCGAGUGCUGCAACACAAACUUCUGUAACGAGGACCUGAGGCCCACGCUGCCGCCUGAGCUUCCCAUGGAGAGCAGCUCUCAUUGGUUGGCCUUCAUCAUCUCCAUGACGGUGUGCUGCUGCACCCUGAUCUGCCUCACCAUCGUCUUCUACUACAGGUACAAGUGGCAGACGGAGCGGGAUCGUUUUCCCAAAGACUUGGAGCAGGAGGUCUUCAUCCGAGGAGGAGAGUCCCUCAAAGAUCUCAUCCACCAGUCCCAGAGCUCCGGCAGUGGCUCAGGGCUCCCCCUGCUGGUCCAGCGAACCAUCGCCAAGCAGAUCCAGAUGGUUCGUCAGAUCGGGAAGGGCCGCUACGGCGAGGUGUGGCUCGGCCGCUGGAGAGGAGAGAAGGUGGCCGUCAAAGUGUUCUUCACCCGCGAGGAGGCCAGCUGGUUCAGGGAGACCGAGAUCUACCAGACGGUCCUGAUGAGACACGAGAACAUCCUCGGUUUCAUCGCAGCAGACAUCAAGGGUUCUGGUGCCUUCACGCAGCUCUUCCUCAUCACAGACUACCAUGAGAACGGUUCUCUGUAUGACUACCUGAAGGUGAACACGCUGGAUCCUCCGGCGCUGCUCAGACUGGCCUACUCCGCCGCCUGCGGCCUCUGCCAUCUGCACACGGAGAUCUACGGCACGCAGGGCAAGCCCGCCAUCGCCCACCGAGACCUGAAGAGCAAGAACAUCCUGGUGAAGAAGAACGGCACCUGCUGCAUCGCCGACCUGGGCCUUGCUGUCAAGUUUAACAGCGACACCAGCGAGGUGGACAUCCCUCUGAGUACCCGGGUCGGGACGAGCCGCUACAUGGCCCCGGAGGUCCUGGACGAGAGCCUCAACAAGAACCACUUCCAGGCCUACAUCAUGGCCGACAUGUACAGCUACGGCCUGGUGGUCUGGGAGAUGACCAGACGCUGCGUCACCGGAGGUAUGGUGGAGGACUACCAGCUGCCAUAUUUCAACAUGGUGACCUCAGAUCCCUCCUAUGAAGACAUGCUGGAGGUGGUUUGUGUUAAAGGACUUCGACCCACGGUGUCCAACCGCUGGAACAGUGACGAGUGCCUUCGAGCCAUGCUGAAGCUGAUGUCAGAGUGCUGGGCCCACAACCCCGCCUCCCGCCUCACCAUCCUCAGAGUGAAGAAGACGCUGGCCAAGAUGGUGGAGUCCCAGGACAUGAAGAUCUGAAGAACCUCCUCCUCAACCUCCUCCUUCCUCUGCUGCAUCCAGAUUAACCCGAUUCAACCUGGACUGGAUCAGACCGGACCGGACCGCUGCUCCCAGGCUGCCUCCUUCAUGUGGAGGAGGAAGAGGAGGAGGAACUGGGAGUUUAAGGAGCUUCCUCAGAGCUGAACUGACCUCCUCCUCCUCCUCCUGGUUCUUCAUCCAGACUGAGACAGCCGGGCUCGACGCUUUCUGUGAAAGCCGGAAAAGACGAUAAAAAUCCUGAACUGAGACGAGAUGAACGGAGAAAAGCCGCCAGAUGAGUUCUUCUCUGUUUCCUCUUCAGGACUGAGUUCUGCUGCCAUAAAGGAAAAUAUCUGCAUCUUCCAGCAGCUUCUUUCUGAACUAAAUCAGCUCCUCUGAUGACCUGAGAACUGAAACCUGGAAAUAAAUGUUUCUGUUAGAAGCUGAGCUUCACCUGAGAGCUCUGUGGAGUCCAGGAGAACAUCUGCCGUCCUCUUUCUGUCUGUCCACUUCCUGUCUGUCAGGUCAGGUGGUAUCUGUAGGGGCGGGGCUACAGAUGAAGCUCCGCCCAUAAUAAGAUCAAAGCAGGAAGUGACAGGAGAACCAUCAGAGCAAAGAAUCCUGCAAGUCAGCGUCUCAAAGUCUGAAAGCUUGAACUGAGCAGAACUUCAGAGAACCUGCUGCCUGGAACCAGCUGCUCCUCUCUGAUGGUUCUUUGUUGAAUUUAUGUGGUCACAUGACCUGCGUCCUCACUGGGACCUCUGGCCUACAGCUGGACCACCACAGAACCUGGAGCUCUAAAGAACCCUUCAGGAACCCUUUAGUCUGGUUCUGAACCAGAACCGACCCGUUUAGCAGAUAAAAUCCACCUUCUAAACACUCCAGAAGUCUUCAGCUUGAUGUUCUGAUCAGAGAUCAAAGUGGUUCUGUUCUGCUGCAGCUCUGCUAACAGUUUCCCUCCACUUCCAGUCUUUGUGCUAAGCUACGCUAACAGCUCCCUGAAGCUGAAAAUGUGGGACUGUCCCUUUAAGAGCAGCAGCAGGUAGCCACGUGCACGUUCACAUGUUUCCUGUGUAAAAAUAAAAGAUCAGAACAGGAAAAAGUUCUGAUGUGAAAUGUUCCAUGUGGUUCUGUUGUUGGUGUCGUUUCUACAGAUUCUGUUUUGGUGCCACAGGAGAAAAUCUGAUCAUCAGUCUGUCCAAGUCAGCAGUUUGAAAGUAAAGAAACUUCUUUUAGUCA